AUGUCUUGCGAAGUGAAAAUUCUUUCCAGCAUCGAAAACUUGUCGGAAGUGCAAGAACAAUUCGGACUAAUUUCAGAAGAAAACUGGUUGAAUGCAGUUAGCUACUCAUUGUCUCCUGCGGGGGACAUUCUGGCCCUCGGACAUGGAUCAAUAUUGUUGGUGCUAGCAUCCCGCUGGGAUCGUCAACGACAGCUGAACGUCUAUAAAAUGGCCUGGCGAGGGGCGAUCGAUAGUCCCAAUUGCAUCAUCACGAGCGUACUAUGCGCGCCAAUUGUUGGCCAGGGUCAGAGUUCUCAGACAAUGGUUGAUUUUAGUUAUAUUAUAGUGGGCCUGGACGAUGGGCAACUGUUGUUUUACGGCGAAAAUGGGACGCUUAUCCAUUCGCAAAUCUUUCACCAGGAGUCGAUUCAGGCUAUCAAAGCGCAGAGCGGAAAGCAUAUCAACGAAGAGCUGUAUAUAAUGUAUCCAUCAUGUUCUGUAAUAUUGCAAGGAGCGCAAGUAUUUCCGUUGCUCCGCAGCUUGCGGCAGCAAAUAAACCGAUACGGAGUGGGCAGUCCGAAGGUUAAUGAAGCACAGGAAACGAUCGCAUGCCGUAAGUGGAGUUACGAGAAAGGAAUGACGAUCAUGGAUGCCGUGGUUGUUGGACCGCAGAAAAGUUGUACUUUCGAUCAUUUGCUAACGGCCAGCCUGGAGGGUGGCUUUUUUGCUAAGUACCGCCAUGCUGCCCCACAGAAUUCGCUCAUUAUCGCUGCCGGAAGUAAACCGUACGUUGGUUUCCACUACGCCAAGGAAGGGUUCACUCAGCCGGUUUUGGCCGAUGUGGCUCGAGCUGUAGCUAGCAAAAUAAAAUCUGCUCUCCCUUCUUGGCUCGGCGGAGGAGGAUCAUCCACACAGCAACAAACCGCCGUCGAACCACAGCUUCCCCCAUCAGAACCGUUAAUCUGUCGAUUCGGGCUCUGUGAUCAGCAGCGAAAUGCAUUUGCCGUAUGGUUAGCUCCAAAUUAUCAGCUUGCUGCCGUUGCAGACCAUCUUGGUCGCAUCAUUCUAGUUGACUGCCAACGAGGAAUUGCUCAACGCAUUUGGAAGGGAUAUAGGGACGCGCAGUGUGGGUUCGUCGAAGUACCGGAAAAGCUGCCCAAGGAUACGUCAUCCAACGCCGGGGUAGUUCGUAAAACCGAACGCCGAAAGGCACUUUUUCUUGUGAUAUAUGCUCCGCGCCGUUCCGUAUUAGAAGUUUGGUCUCUUCGUUCCGGGGGACCAAAGGUAGCGGCGUUCAGUGCCGCUAAAAAUGGUCAACUGAUCUACAACACGCAUAGUCAAAUGGGGGUUACCAGUGGAGCGAGCAAAAUCAAGUACACUGGUCAUGGAUGCACUUUUCUCGAUCCAUCCGACGGCUGUCUCAAGGAGAUCGUUAUACCUUUCCACUGCGCGUUGAGUGAUUCAAAAUCGAAACUAGCAAAAGAUUUGCAUCUGUUGAAACGGUUGAAAGUAUGCCUUAAAUCGGGUGAUGGAAGCGAGGUAGAAGAGUUGGAAGAAAUUAGCGAUAUGUGCAGGUGUUUCGAAACGGACGAGAUUCGUCUGCAGUGUGUAGAGAUGUUAGCUAAGCAACGCAAAAUUCGGCCGAAACUGUUCGCAGCAGCUAUAGAUAUUUUUGCUGAAGCUGCAGUAGAAGGUUCGACAUUAAGCACUACGAUUGGACCAUCGGAAGCAUCGAUCGUGUUCGAUGAUAACACGGAAGACGAUCUGGAUACCCGGUCGGUAUGCGUGCCGGCAUGCAAAAAUCCGUUGCGCGUAAUGUGUGAGAAUUAUCAGAAGCUAGUUAUGUUUUAUCAGUACCUUCAUGGAGAUAUGCCUGUGAUUGAUGCAGCAGCGCGGAAGCGGAAGGAGACGGACGAGCAAUCUAUCCAUGUUAUAGUGGACGACGAGUCCAAUGUAGAGAAAAAAGACGACCAACAACAAACGAAUGUGAAGCUUUCAGAUCAGGAGCUUACCGUUAUCGAACAACUCAUCGACCUAAUUCGAAUGAACGAUAACGAGGUAGUGCAAACCGGACAAAACGGUGUCAUUGGCACAAAUAGUAAUAGUACAUUGCGUGGUGUAAAGUUUGACGAGAGUGUCAGUUCUGGUUCACGAAAUUCUAGCUUUUUGGAUUACCUUUCAUCGUUUAACGUAUCAAACGAGGAUCUGAUUUUGUUACGAGAUGAAUGCAGCGCCAGUGGUCAUGCAGGCUUAGGAAAAAUUAUCUUUGAGAAGCUCUAUCGAACGGAUUCAGCUCGGCUGGCUGGGUUCGUUGAGGCGGCUGAUGCUUGUGGCAUGAUGUCUGAGGAUUUGUUGCGUACGUUUCUCGCCUAUUGGUUACGUUUACCGUUUAACUAUCGCGACAUGGCAACCCUGAUUGACGAUCUAAACCGCUUUAAUGGAGUCCUGCAUCAGAUAUGCUUGUUGGCAAGGGAUAGAAUCCUUUUCGAAAAUAACGCCAUCUGUCUGUGGUGGCAGUCGGUACGGGAGUAUCUGCUUGAGUCCCCAUGUGCUUUACGCGGUCUACUAGCUGCGCUGAUGUGCCGCAAUGAAGCGCUGCGACACGAGUGCCGUCGUCGAAGUGACGAGGACGAAUCGGCCAGUGAGCAGUUUGAACAGGUAUCCCAAGAAGCCUGUCAGUGGAUGUUAUUGAUCUACAAAUUGGAGGACGUUGCAAUAUUGGGAAAAAUUUUAGCUGAAAGUGUACGUUGUAGAAAUCCGCGGUGUCCUAUGUUAAAGUAUCAAAAACCAGUGGUGAGCUUGAAAGAGAUAUUAACCGGUGGAAAAGGCAUAGUGGCUGAAAUGGUUUCAAAAUGGGUUGCGUCUACUGGCAUCGACCCAGCAAUGCUCGUGAUCGAGAUGCCUUUGGAAGCUACGGAAACGGAAGCGAAAACUGGCGAGACAAAAUCGUUAUCACCCGACAAGGAAUCAGAUAAGAGUGACCGUAAAGAACGAAAUCGUCGUUUAGCGCUGAUAAAAGCAAACCUGCUCCUAGCAUCCGAGUAUGGUCCUAACAAGGAGAGUGGGGAACAGGAGGAGUUUGAUCCGGUGCUAUAUAAUUUGAACAUUCUUCGAUUGCACUUCCCAUUCAGUCUCGAUUGCGGUCAACUGCUGGCGCAGCUCGCAUGGGAAUACAUCGGAACGUGGAGCAAAACGAUGGCAAAUGUGGCUUGUCUACAAGCUGGAUUAGCGGCGCUAAAAGCUAUACCCAGACUGCAGUACGCCAUCAAGCAUGGUCUCUGUUGUAUGAUAUGGAACGCACACCUUAAGAUUCCACUGGAAGCCACCAAGAAGUUGGUAAACAAAGUAGGUCGAUUACCUAAGGAGAAGCUUUGCUUGCAGGACAUUGGCAUUAGUGAUUCGCUAGUGCCACAGUUUCUCGAAUGUUGUCUGGAGUUUUUCGAUCAGUUUGCUGGCAGCAUUGAUCACGACAAGCUAGAGCUACGCUUCGAAGAUUUGUUACAGGAUGGUCCGAUCCCUCUGACGGCGCUGGCGGUGCAGCAAGGCUCUGCCAAUAUGGCCCUGUUGCGGUUACACCAGGAGCUAACAAACGUGCUGCUAAUGCUGACGUCCUUCAACGUGCGUUACGCCAACAAACCAAUCCAGCAACUAUUCGACGGCAUGGCGAAUCAGGCAUUCUUUUCUGAAAUCAAUCGUCCGCAAAACACAACCAACGUGCUUCCGAAAGCUGAUCAGUUGCUGCGAAAGACACGAGUUGAAUUCUUGUGUCGCACGGUGACCGCCACGAUGGAUUUGAUUCACGAAGAUUUGGAAAACGUCUUUUACACUGAUCAUAAUAAUUGGAUGGACAGGAUCGAACGACUUGCAAUGGCAUGGGAACUAGAAUUUGGCGAUAUUCGCAAACAUCAGAUCAUCGAAUUAUAUGCCCAUGGAUGGGAUACGUAUGCACAUGAGUUACUCGAAAAUGUUGUCGCAGACCAGACGUUUGCCAACCUGCUGCUCACGAUAGCGGGACGACGGUUGGCGCUGUACAGCAAAACAAAUCCCUCUGCUUGGGGACAGAUUGCUGCAGUCGGGCCUCUUCUCACCGACUAUCUCGAUACGCUAGUAAGCAACAGCAAUUACGGACCACCGCUGCGUUUUGUCGAAACAGACGAAGCCACGCUGGCAACCGCAGCCGGUGGUGAUUUAUUCAUCGAUAAGAUAACCCAGCUGACGGAGAAAGCCUUCAAUUGCCUUUCGAUGCUGGCGGUAAAUUCGAAAGGCACUUCUAAGGAACUACGUGUUGCUGGAUUAAUAUUCGACGCCUGUGCCACGAUCAAAGACCACCGGCAUUAGACAGAAACGGAAGAUGUUGCCCUGCGGUCUAAUAGGCCGCGUGAUGUCCGCUGAGAUUUUGUUUAUUUGUAACACCAUGGCUGUAGCUGCUCACACAAUACCAUAAGUCUUAGUGGAAAUAAGGAUUCUGUGUUUUAGGGCACAUAAUUAUUGCGUAUUUUGUUGCAUGAUUUCUUAAAGGAUAUCGAAAAAUUGAGUUUUUGCAACACGCCAUCUCUAAAAUUUUACGUUCCUUUAGAGUCGAUGAGACGGUUCCGAUUGUGCCCGAUUCAAUUGUAUUGCACAUCUAAGCUGGUCUUCAAACCAAAAUGUUCAUAC
Molecule: messenger RNA, 4635 nt
Organism: Anopheles nili
Lineage: Eukaryota; Metazoa; Arthropoda; Insecta; Diptera; Culicidae
Gene: Rab3-GAP
Product: rab3 GTPase-activating protein non-catalytic subunit
Exons: 5
Coding region: 1-4317 (1438 amino acids)
Biological process (GO): regulation of GTPase activity
Source: RefSeq, a predicted model, not a curated record